Molecule: messenger RNA, 1027 nt
Organism: Elephantulus edwardii (Cape elephant shrew)
Lineage: Eukaryota; Metazoa; Chordata; Mammalia; Macroscelidea; Macroscelididae
Gene: UNC50
Product: unc-50 homolog (C. elegans)
Exons: 5
Coding region: 40-819 (259 amino acids)
Cellular component (GO): Golgi membrane
Source: RefSeq, a predicted model, not a curated record
UGUGAAAGAGAUAUUUUUUUUCCCUCUCUAUUUAGGAAGAUGCUACCAAGUAUUUCCGUCAAUUCCCAAGGACAGGGAAAUGGUACCUUGAAUCCCAGGGAUGCCGCAAGACACACUGCCGGAGCAAAGCGCUACAAGUACUUGAGAAGGCUUUUUCGUUUUCGGCAGAUGGACUUUGAGUUUGCUGCCUGGCAGAUGCUUUAUUUGUUCACUUCUCCACAGAGGGUUUAUAGGAACUUUCAUUAUCGGAAACAGACAAAGGAUCAGUGGGCCAGAGAUGACCCUGCUUUCUUAGUCCUUUUGAGUAUCUGGCUGUGUGUGUCCACUAUAGGAUUUGGCUUUGUGUUGGACAUGGGAUUUUUUGAGACAAUAAAACUACUCCUUUGGGUUGUAUUCAUAGAUUGCAUAGGUGUUGGUCUUCUCAUAUCAACCUUAAUGUGGUUCAUCUCUAACAAGUAUUUAGUAAAACGACAAAGUAGAGAUUAUGAUGUAGAGUGGGGCUAUGCCUUUGAUGUGCAUCUGAAUGCUUUCUAUCCCCUCCUAGUCAUUUUACAUUUUAUCCAGCUUUUCUUCAUCAAUCAUGUUAUCGUAACAGACACAUUUAUUGGAUAUUUUAUUGGAAAUACUUUAUGGCUGAUUGCAGUUGGCUAUUAUAUCUAUGUCACCUUUCUUGGAUACAGUGCACUGCCAUUUUUGAAAAAUACAGUGAUUCUUCUCUAUCCCUUUGCACCACUCAUACUACUCUAUGGACUCUCACUAGCACUAGGCUGGAACUUUACUCACAUGCUGUGUUCUUUCUACAAAUACAGAGUAAAAUGAAAAGUGAGAAUAUUGAGUCUUAACUGUCUCAACAGAGUUGAUGAAGUGGUAGAAAUUGCUUGUAAAGUUUGUAAAUAAAUUAUCAUUGUAGAUAUCUUAAAGGUGUGAAGUUUACAAAUUUGAGGAUAUAUGUGAACAUUAUUGUCAAAUACAUUCCUUAUAUCUAAUGAAAUGUACAUUUCUGUAAUAAAUAUUUUUUAAACUAAAA